Molecule: messenger RNA, 979 nt
Organism: Anopheles nili
Lineage: Eukaryota; Metazoa; Arthropoda; Insecta; Diptera; Culicidae
Gene: maf-S
Product: transcription factor MafK
Exons: 3
Coding region: 294-734 (146 amino acids)
Biological process (GO): regulation of transcription by RNA polymerase II
Cellular component (GO): nucleus
Molecular function (GO): RNA polymerase II cis-regulatory region sequence-specific DNA binding; DNA-binding transcription factor activity, RNA polymerase II-specific
Source: RefSeq, a predicted model, not a curated record
UAUAUAAAAGGUUUUAUGCGUUCAUUUAGAUACAUCAAAUGUAUGCAAAUAGUUUGUGGAACCUCACUCUCUGGUACCCAAGCCAAGCGGAGCAUCACAGUGUGUUAAUGGCAGAAUUAUAAAGAAAAAACAUGACUUGCAAUUAGUUGUGUAUGCUUGAUUUGCUGCUUACUAGACGACCCUUAAAGUAGCUGGUGGACGGAUUGAUUAGCGAAACAAUUUUACAGCAAAAUACGUUCUGUUGAUAGUAAAUAGUAAAACGGUGUUUUAUAAACCAGCGAACCAUAUUUAAAAUGCCUCAAGAAAUCAAGCGCGAGCGAAAGAGCACUCAGUCAAUGAUGCGCCCGAAAUCUAUUCACUGGAAUGAAGCUCCCUUGUCACCCUGCCCCAUACCGGAUAUUAGUGACGACGAGUUGGUAUCAAUAACAGUGAGAGAUCUGAAUCGUACUCUCAAAAUGCGUGGUCUUACCCGAGAAGAAAUCGUCCGUAUGAAGCAACGCCGACGUACACUAAAAAAUCGAGGAUAUGCUGCCAGCUGUCGCAUAAAACGCAUCGAACAAAAGGAUGAAUUGGAAACUGAAAAAUCACAAGAAUGGCGAGAUAUGGAAUUGAUGCACGAAGAAACGGGUCGUUUGCAAGAAGAAGUUGACUCGCUUCGUAACAAGUACGAAGCUUUACGAAAAUUUGCUAUUUCGAAAAAAAUUCCCUUGCCCCCUGAACUCGAUGUGCUAUAAAUUUUGUACGUGAUUUAAAGCGAUAAAAACAUAACUACCCUAAUGUAUAAGUAAGCUAUUAAAAUCAAUGAGAUGUCUAAGUAUUCAUAAAAUAUAAAAACCACAUCGUAAUAACAAAUUGGGGACAAAACAUCAUUUUGCAUCACUUACCCAUGAUAAGGUUGAGAAAUAUGCGUGUAUUUACAAAGUUCGGAUUGGUUUAUGUGAGUAUAGUUAUCACAAUACAAAUGAAUGUUUACCCGAAG